AUGGACCUUGCGGUGGCGCUUGUCCUUGGAGACAAAACGAGUGUCGGCCUCACAUGUGCUUUUUCAGAGUCAAAGCAAGGUGUUCCAGGAUACUGCUGCUUAGACCAACCGUGGCAAAGAUCUUCUGAUGACUUUGGCACCAAGUACGAGUGCAAAGAUACCUGCCAAAACCAGGGACCGAAACUUGCUGGCUUUUCAGAGGAAACCUGCAAGCUCUACUCAGGGACAUGGUGUCCUCAUCCUACGGAUUGCUCCACUUUGACAAGUUGCGUAAGUGAUGAGAUUGCAUGGGCGAAGAAGAAUGGCCGAAAGACGUACAAGGGCUACCUUGAGGCAGCCCCCAAGCUGAACGACAACACAGAUGUCAAGCAAUGUGGCGACCUCAAGGAGUACUUCGGCUUUGAAUCAACCUAUCCCGAUCAAAUUGAGAUUUGUGAGGAUGUUUUCUUCUUGCGGUACAGCAAUGACUUUGGCCAGAUUGACAGCUUGGGGUCUACGCCAGUUGGAGAUGAGAUUGUCCUGCACGGGUUGAAAUCGCCAAAAAAGCCUGCCAACAAUCCCGCGUUCUACAACGAUCAAGGACACAAUAUCUACAUCCGGGCCCAAUGGAUUUCGGCCCUCGAGGUGGUGUAUGAAAAGAUUGAUGGAUUUGAUUUGAUUGCUCUCGGGACAUUGAAAGCAAUGCAAGGUGCACAAACCUACUUGGAAUACAAGCUGGGCAGUGACCAAAUCGGAGACUUUGACAUGUACGUUAUCUACGAGAACACCGAGGCAGUCUUCGGGAAUAUGGAAAUCAUGAACGACAACAUGCAGAAAAUUGUCUUUUUGUCGCGGCCACUUCGUGCAGGAGUGAGACUCGAGCUUCUUCUGGAUCGUUUUGUCAUUCUCCUUUGGGAGCUCAGAACCGGGUUUACGAGAUUGUGGUCUCGGCAACCGACGCGGCGGGCUUGGUUGAAACCGCCACCUGCCAUGUAG
Seminavis robusta is the source of this 975-nucleotide messenger RNA. Lineage: Eukaryota; Bacillariophyta; Bacillariophyceae; Naviculales; Naviculaceae. The record is from the annotation of a GenBank genome assembly.